AUGAUAAUAAAAAGAAAUAAAUAUAUUUUGCUGAUCUAUUCAAUAGGAGCACUAUUGAUUUAGCAGGUAUAUUCUUAGAUCUAAAAUUGUAAAACACUCGACCCAAAUAAUCCAUAGUUAUGUAUUUAAUGUGAAAAUGAUUAUUUGGUUUAACUAUAAAAACUAUGUGUAAAAUCAUGCGAAGACUAUUAGUAUAGUGAUAAAACUUCCUGCAUAUCUUGCAGUUCAUCAAUAGCAAACUGCUGGAAAUGCACAUAUUCUAAUAGCAUAGUUAGUUGCUCAACAUGUUUGAAUAAUUAUUAACUUUCUUAAAAUUCCUUAUAAUGUUAUUAGGUUAUAAAUAACUGCUAAUAAUAUUCUUCGGACUACUCGAAAUGUUAACAAUGUGCAGCAAAUUUUACUCUCUCUAAUAACGGUUUAAGUUGUUUAUCACCAUGUGAUGCAAAUACUCCAGGGUAUGUUUAGAUUGGAGCUUCAUGUGUUUAAUGCUCUACUACUUGCUAAACUUGUUCAAAAACAGCAACGAAUUGUACUUCUUGUUAGUCUAAAACUUUGUACCUUGAUUUGAAUUUAAACCCUGCUUUUUAAGGAGAAUACACUUGUUAAACACUUUGCAACAAUCCUCUUACUUCAUAUGUAGACUAAAAUCAGACAUGUUAACCAUGCAAUUCAAGUUGCUUAAGCUGUGUUAAUAACGCAUACUACUGCACUUCAUGCUAUAAAGACAAAUUUUUGUAGAUGAUUUCUGGGUAAAAUUUUGGAAUAUGCUAAAGCACAUGUAAUACAGGAUAUUUUUAAAAUUAACAAACAAACACCUGUGAUAGUUGUAGUAGUAACUGCAAUUAAUGUUUCAACAGCUAAUAAUGCACUUCUUGUUAAUCAGGAUUUACUCUGUUAAUAGCCUCCAGUUCCUAGUCUUAGUGCGUUUAAUAAGGCACAUCUGUUGAUGGUUACUAUUUUGACAAGACUUCCUAAUAAUACUUAAAGUGCUCAAAUUCUUGCUUAACUUGCAAAGAUAGCUCAUAGUUCUGCACUAGUUGUCAACCAUCUCUUCUCCUUGAUAUUUAAGGUGGAUUAUGUUUGUCAAAAUGUCCUAUAAACAAGCUUCAAACUGGUUAACAAUGUCAAAGCUGUUCAGAUCUUGGUGUUCCUAACUGUAACUAAUGCCAAAGAAAUGGAUCAAAUGUUAUUGUGUGUUCUAGCUGUUAGUUAGGAUAUUACUUGAAUAGUGGUAGCUGCUCAAAAUGUGAUAGCUCUUGUAAAGAUUGUUUUGGUUCGGCAACCAGCUGUACUCUCUGCUUUUAUCCUUAUGUUCUAGAUAAAAAUAGCUGUUAAAAAACUUGCUCCUCAGGAGAAUAUGUUGAUACAAACAACGUUUGCUAAUAAUGCAAUCAUGAAUGUAGUUCAUGCUUUGGUUAAUCAUAUAAUUGUACUAGUUGUGCAAAUAAAAGCUAAUUUAUAGAUUUGAUAAGUCCAACUAUACCAGGGAAGUAUACAUGUAAAAAUAGUUGCAACAACCCAAUUACAACUUAUCGAGAUGCUAACAACUAUUGCUAGCCAUGUAGCUCUAGCUGCUAUCAAUGUAGUGGUUCAGCAAAUAACUGUCUAUCUUGCUUAGGAAAUUUAUUCUUAUAGACUUCAGUUGAUGCAAAUAAUAAUCCUAUUCAAAUAUGUACAUAAAAUUGUCAAAUUACAAGCUAUUAGGAUCCUACUUCAGGUUCGUGCAAGCCUUGCGACAAUACCUGUUACAGUUGCUCUAGUAGCUUAGCAACAAACUGUACUUCGUGUAAAAGCCCUAAUAUUUUAACAAUAAAUUUAUUGCAGACUUUCUAAUGUUCUUAAAGCUGCAAUUUAGCCAAUGGUUAUUUUAUGAGCUAUAGAAAUUUUACAAUUAAUAAUACUUUGCAGAGAGUUCCAACUUGUGAAUAAUGCAGUACAUCAUGCUUAUUAUGCUAAGACAGUCCUUCUAAUUGCAUUAAAUGCCCAAGUGCUCAAAGUUUGUAUUAAAACACAUGUAUUGCUACGUGUCCAGCAGGAUAUUAUAAGUAAAUGUCAAUUGAUGGGAAGAGUAGUGUGUGCUAAUAAUGUUAUAGUACUUGCAAAACUUGUUCGGAUGCCACAUAAAUUUGCUCAACUUGUAUCGACGAAUAUUAUAAAGGAUAGGAUGGUAAAUGCUAUCCAUGUGAAUUUCCUUGCUAAAACUGCAUAAAUAACAAUACAACUUGCACGAGUUGUUUUGAUAUAAUGUACCUUCUACCUUCCACUAAUCAAUGUGUUUACACAUGUGAUUUUAGUAACGGAUAUUACACUCAAAUAAAUACAAAUAUUUGCUUAAAGUGUGAUUCUUCUUGCCUGACUUGCCAGAAUUAUCCAACUCAAUGUAUUGUUUGCGCAAAUGGCUUACUACUUUAACACUAUCCAGACCCAAAAUAAAAUAAAUGUGUUUACUCAUGCGAUGUCGGAUACUAUAAAGAUAACAUUUCAAACUCAAAUUGCUAUUAGUGUAAUUCAGUCUGUUAUACUUGCUCUGAUUAGUACACUUGCACAACUUGCCCUGGUUCACAAUAUCUUCAAUAAUUUUAUAGAAACCCUAGCUGCACUACUUAGGGUUGUCCAUUAUAAAUAACUUGCGUGAAUACAUGCUACACAGGCUUCUACCCCUCAGGAAAUUCUUGCAUAUAAUGUGAUCCAAAAUGUACUUAAUGUACUUCAUUAUAUUAAUGCUAAGCCUGUGUUAACACUCCUUCAGCUAAAUACUAUUUAUAAUAUGAUACAUAUACAGGAUAUACUCUUUGCCAGUCUAGUUGCAAUUCAGGAUACAUACCAGAUAUUAACAAUAUCUGCUAAUUAUGUACCAGUAAUUGUAUAACAUGUGCUAAUUCAAGCUAAUGUUUAAUAUGUGAUUCAGCAAAUAAUUAUGCAUUAGAUCCUCCUACAGGAAGGUGCAUAUGUGCUCCCGGGUAUAUUUCAAACGGUUCUGUUUGCACAUAUUGUUAUGUAUAGCCAUAAGACGGCAGUUUUACAGUAAUUAAUCCUAAUUGCAAAACAUGUGUAACAGACUCUUUUUUUGUGUAUAAUUGCGAUACAUGUAGUGAUAGUUAUUUUUUAUCACCUUAAAUAUAUACAAUUUAUGUCCCAUUGGGAUGUAGUUAUCCUGAUGAUGAUGAUUGUACACCAGUAUAUUAUUAUUAUAAUAAAUGUGAAAUUUGUAAUAAAGGUUCUUUAUAUAAUGCAAAAACAUGUAAAUAAAACGCUUUGACGUACAUAAUUUAUGCACUUACUUGCUAAGAUGGAUAUUAUUUGUAUUCUGAUACUUAUUAUAUUGGUAUUUGCUUGCAAUGUAACACAAAUUGUUUAACAUGUUCUUCAUAUACUGCUUGCUUAAGUUGUUAACCAGGUUACUUUCUAGAUGAAAACAAUAUUUGUAGAUAGUAUUGCUUUGAUAAAUCACCGUCUAUAAAGUAUGUUCCUUUGAAGAAUUAGAAUUCUCAAAACUCCUGUUUUUAUAGCGAGUAAGAUAUAUAAGACAAAGAUAAUUGCAUAAGAGCAAGCUAGUGCCUUACUAUUUAAAACGGUUUUUGUACUUCAAAGAUGUGUUCGAUGUGUAAAAUCGGAUACUUUUUAGAUUAUCGCACGGGAUUAUGCUACUAACAAUGCCCCACAGGGUAUGCAAAAUAAACUUAGUCAGGAAAUUUUUAAUGUAUCCCUAUUACAAAUUGCAAGUUAUAUGACUAAUAUGGAAACAAUUGUAUUUAAUGUAUGCCCUCUUACUAUCUUUAAAAUUAAUAAGGUGCUACAAUAUGUGUCAAUAAGUGCCCUGAUGGAUACUACUCUAAAACUGAUAUCACUUUAGGAGAUAAAUGCUAUUAAUGCAGCUCAAACUGUAAGACAUGCUAGUACCAAUCCAACCAUUGCUUAACUUGUAAUCAAAAUAGCAGCUUUAAAUAUAUUAUGAUUACUCCUCAUACUCUAACGGUUGGAGGCAUAUAAUUUAGCAAAUAAAUUUGUGUCAAUACCUGUCCUGCUAACAGUAAUGUUAAUUAAAACACUCAAACUUGCUUUACUUGUAGUUCACUUUGUUCCUCGUGCUAAGACGAUCCUAAUAAAUGCACUGGCUGUAAAGAUGGCACAUUAAUCUUUCCACUUAUAUAUUAAGAUCCAAAUAUCAUUAAAUCUCCUUACCUUAAUGAUGCAAGUUUGAAAGGAAACUCUUUUUAAUUAUGUUUAAAAUCAUGUUCCUAAAGCGAAUUAAAUUCCUUAGGAAUAACUACAGUAAAAUCUUACUAUGCUAAUAAUUAGUAGCCUAUUAGAGUAUGCUAAACUUGUCCAUUGGGUUGUUUACAAUGUAAUCCGUCAGCUGCUUCUGUAGCUUCAAAUAAUCUAUAAGAUAUUUUAAAUUAUUAAUGCAGCUAAUGUGACAAAAGCUUAAAUUACUUUAGUAAUAAUUAUGGAGGAUGCAAGUUAGCUGUGUGUGGAGAUGGAUUUAGAGAUGCAAAUGAAUAGUGUGAUGAUGGAAAUAACGCUAACUAUGACGGUUGCAAUUCCUAAUGCUAAAUUGAAUCUGGUUGGAGCUGUACGAAUGAUUAAGGAAAAAGCUCAUUGUGCAACACAAUUUGUGGAGAUUCUUCAAUUAUUAACUACAAAAUUGGAGGAAAAGAAACAUGUGAUGCUGGUUCAAAUUAAGGUAAAAUAGCAGGGUGCUCUUCUUAAUGCACUGCUAUGCCUGGUUAUUUUUGCGCAAUCCCACAAAACAGUGCUAAAACUUAGUGUGGUCUUCCUUGUUUAGGAAGCUGCAAAAAAUGUUAAGUCAAUCAAGAUGGUGUCACAAGUUGUGUAUAAUGUGCAAAUCCAAAUUCAUUUAUAAAUGGUCUUGGGUGUGUUGAUCAAUGCCCUUAAGGAUCAUUAAGAAAUCCUAUAACACAAAGCUGCCAACAAUCAUGCCCUUCUUUAUACUCCUCUAUAGAUUAUGUGGCUAACAUGUGUGUAUCUUAUUGUCCUUAGAAUUUAUUUUCAAUUAAUAAACAGACAUACUUCGAAUGCAGAUAGGAUUGUCCAGCAGGUUAUUUUAAAGAUUAUUACGAAAGCAUUUAAAUAUGUAGCUAAUGCCAUCAGUCCUGCUCUACAUGUUAAAGCUCUCUUCCAACUGACUGCAUGACCUGUUCUGGUAACCUUCUCUAUCAUGUUCAUGACUUCUAUAAUGUAUGUAAACCAACUUGUGAUCCAGGAUUUUAGUUGGGAGUGAUAAACAAUUAAAGUGUGUGUGUUCCUUGCUUAAAAUAGUGUACUGCUUGUGCUCCAAAUUUAUACUUAUUUAAUGGCACUUGUUCACCUACUUGUGACGUCCCAAACACCUCUAAAGAUAGCUCAACUUGGACUUGUUAUUACAAUUCAAUACCUAGUGUUUCCAUUUAGCAAGAAAACACUUCAGGUGUAUAUGGAUUUGUAAAUGACUACAAACUUUUCUCUGUCAUAGAUUAAAUAUAUCAAGUUUAGUCGUAUUUAUGGACUCUCCCUGAAGAAACUAGUACAGUCUCUACUCAGUUCUUCUAUGGGGUUACUUAAAAUCAAUCUACCUUAGUAAUAAAAGGAGCUAAUUUGAUUAGCAAUAAAGUUUAUAAAAUUUAAUUGCAAGCUACCAUUAAUAAUUCUUAAUAUGUUGCUACUAUUUAAAUAGCUACAAUGCAAAAUCCGAUUAUUUAACUUUUUGUUACACCAACUAAAGGCUACUACUUGACAACCGUAUUUUAGUUCAAAACUUUGGGUUGGCCUUCGUACAUGAAUAAAACUUAUUAAUAUACUUUGGUUGGUUUAUCUUCAAUAAACACUGCCAACAACAUUCAAAUUCUAAGUGGGUAUAGCUAAUCUGACAUUUCUAAAUCUUUUGUAUUUCCUCUGCAGAGUUAAGACCAAAUUUACACUAUUUAACUUAACAUUUUUACAUAAGAUUUUUCAAUCGUGCCUGUGACAUAAAUUUAUGUUUAACAAAAUAAAAUGUCAAUAGCAAACAUUACUUAAUAUAUAAUGUCUCAAAAGUUUACUUCUGUCUUAGAUAUCUAAUCAGCUGCUCUUUCUUUCAAUUAUGCAACUUAAGAUGCUAUAAAUAGUAUAUCAUCAAACUUCAACAAACAGCAGUUAUUAUACCAAAAUAUUACAAAUGAUUCAACUUGUACCGCAUAAGACAACUGUAGUGGUAACGGCAAAUGCAUGAUUAUUUCUAGCUAGAUAUAAUGCAAUUGCAAUUCAAAAUAUUCUGGGUAAUACUGCUAAUACACUUCAGAUGAACUAGCAUAGAUUUAGAAUGUAAAUUUUAAAAUACUGAGUGAAUUAGAAAGGUACGGAGUAGAUUCUACAAAUUCAUACGAAUAUGCUACAUCUCUAGAUUCACUAACUUCCCUUACAGAUGCAUUUAAUAGAACUACAAUUAAUAGUUUGAGGUAAAAUUUUAGAUCAUUAUUGUAGCUUGGUUCAGUGAGUAGCAAUGCUUUGCCAGUUGCUUUGGAUGGUUUGAUGGGAUAUUUAUAAAUUUGCUAAUAUUCUUACAGACAAAAUUAUCUUCUUAAAGAAUAUUUAUAUGGUGGUGAAUAAGACUAUGUCCAUUCCGAUUUACUACUUAUCGGUAAUAAUUACAAUUAAAUUAUAGAUAAAGGUAUGUAAGAUGCUUAGUUCUAUAACCAAGAUGGUAAUGCUAUCAUAGACAAUUUGAUUGCGAACUAAGCACUAUAUUCUCUUCCUUAAGACGAUGGUCACUAUUUUGGAAAAUCAGGAGGUUCUAAAAUUUCUAUAAACAACUACCAGAUAAGUAACAUAUAAAACCUAAUGAAGUAUAAUCUAAGUCAACUUGUUAGGCUAUUAGAAGAAUCCUCACAAGAUAACAAUUCAAAAGAAGAAUAAGAUAGAAAUUUACAAACUUCAAAGUCAAACACUGUUUCUCUUGUUGAUUUUAGUUCAAAUUUUUUAAGUGAUUUAUAGAAAUACUUGAGCUAAUAGAAUAUAAAUAGCAUUUCAUUGACAUAAAUUGAAUAUACAAACACAAACCCAUUCAUAGAAAGUUCUCAGCUUAUCUAUUCUUCAGUUCUAAAAAUUGGUAUCGUAAAUGUAACUAAUAACCAAAUAAGCACAAAUUUCCAAUCGCAAUCAGGUUCUAACUAUUUAGCUUACUUGUAGAAGACAGCUGUAUCUCUGGGUGAAAAUGCAGUGUGUGCUGUGUAUAAUUAGACUAGUUAAUAAUAUGAAGAUAAUAAAUUGUGUACUCUACAGAAUUAGAAUAAUGCCUUCUACUAUAUCUGCUAAUGCUCUACAUUUGGCUAUAUAACUAUUAAAGAGCUUGGGGAAUUAUCUAAUUAAUUCUAAAAUGUUUCAUAGAAGUCCUUCUUUUAAAGAAUUUUAUCUAAUUUCGGGUUUAUGUUUAGCAUAUCAAAUAUAAUUCUCUUGCUUGUUUUAAUGCUUAUUCUACUGAUAUUUAAAAAGGAUAAAGACAUUCUUAAGGAAGAUUAUAAGGCUCUACAUCCUCUAUAUUCCAUCCUAUUCAUCAACGAUAUUUUAAAUCCAAGAGAAAUAAGAUUAAUGCUUUUCUUCUUAACUAUAGCUUAGUAAGCCUUUUUCGAAGCACUAUUGUUUUAGAGUGAUGAUAUCUAAAACCUUGGAGCUUCUGCAAUACCUGUAGUAGGUAUUUGUGGAGUACUAAUAUCUUCGGUACUAAACUACAUGACAGGUCUUGUUCACUUCUUUACUGUAUUCAAAGAAACUGUAUACUUCAAGAAAUGGCUACCAUUUUUUUUAAUUUUCUUCAUAGAAUUAAUUGGUUAUUACGUUGGAUUCACAAAGAUCGCAGAUAAUCUUACAAAUCAAAUUAUGCCAACCUGGCUCUCUACAUUUUUUACAGGAUUUUUGUUGGACAUACUCAUUUUGGACAUGAUAUUUAUGGCUUUGUCUAUUAAAGUCAAGUAUAUCAGAAAUUUGGUCUAAGUAAGAGGCUUUUUCUCAGGUAAAAUUAUCACUCUUGAUGAACUCAAGAAAGAAAAAAUUUAAGUUCACAUUGACAAUAUCUAAAAAAGACUGAAAUAAAUAUAAGAAUAAAAAUUUAUAUAAUUCAUUGAUGAUAAAUAAGUAUGA
Messenger RNA from Tetrahymena thermophila SB210, 8112 nucleotides. RefSeq names its product EGF-like domain protein. The record is from RefSeq and is a predicted model, not a curated record. Lineage: Eukaryota; Ciliophora; Oligohymenophorea; Hymenostomatida; Tetrahymenidae. The transcript is spliced from 26 exons.